This is a messenger RNA of Echinostoma caproni, 387 nucleotides long. The record is from the annotation of a GenBank genome assembly. NCBI's taxonomy places the organism in Eukaryota, Metazoa, Platyhelminthes, Trematoda, Plagiorchiida, Echinostomatidae.
AUGAUGAUCCAAAGUGAUAGACAGUCUGAUCUGGAGUAUGCAGACGACCUUGUGCUGCUAAGUGAAGAUUCAGGUAAGCUGCAAACUGUUCUGGAUAGUUUGGAUGCCAGUGCAGCCAUGUUUGGUAAGCGUUUUGCACCUUCGGUUUGUAAAAUGUUGCUCAAGAACUGGGUUGGUACACCUCCCAGCUUCACCCUCACUGAGGAAGUGGCAGGCACGACCCCUGAGAAUGUUUUCGAAAAUCGCUAUGUGCACCACAAACAACCCUCAGAUCGAAAUGUGUCUUACGAGGAGGGAAGACGGGGUGGUAAAAAUGGGCCCCAUAUACGGGCGGGAGAUGCGGGCACAGAUGCUGAUGGUUCGGAAAAAACCGGGAUUGUUCAAUGA